Eufriesea mexicana is the source of this 8069-nucleotide messenger RNA. RefSeq names its product E3 SUMO-protein ligase RanBP2. Lineage: Eukaryota; Metazoa; Arthropoda; Insecta; Hymenoptera; Apidae. Gene Ontology annotation, biological process: nucleocytoplasmic transport. The transcript has 7 exons. Gene Ontology annotation, cellular component: nuclear pore; cytoplasm. Gene Ontology annotation, molecular function: GTPase activator activity. Bases 45 to 8069 code for a protein of 2674 amino acids. The record is from RefSeq and is a predicted model, not a curated record.
AGAAAUUUCCACAUCAUCCAAUAGUCUUUGAAUUAAAGGAAAAAAUGUUAAAUUUAGAGAAACCAAAUGGUAAUGAUGAUGAUUUAGAAAAACUUAUUAUAUCUGAAUUAUCAGUUAGACAAACAGAUGUGCAUCUACAAGUUAAGUUGCUCAAACAUUAUAUAGUAAAUCAUAGGCUUGAAGAUGCAUAUAAUCAAGCUGCUGGAAUAGAGGCAACACACAGUCACAGAAAUAAUAUUAUUUGGUAUCAGUCUUUAAGUGAAUUACUUAUGAAGUGUAAAGAAAGUAAACAAUCAGAUUGGACGUUUUGGAUAUUUUAUAUUUCUGUAUUAGAAAGAUAUACAGCAUUAUGUCUUAAAGAACAGGGUAAAGUUAUUAAAAAAAGUAUAACAGAUGCUGCACAAGCUGUAUUCAAUUUUGAUCAAAGUUUAUUUGAAUUUAAAUCAAAAAACUUUUCUAAUCAUCCUGCUUUUAUUGAACAUAUGUUAUUACAUAUGUGGGGCCAGUUACAUUUUCAUUUAGCAUGUUUAAUUUUACGAAAGACUAAAGCUGGAGGAGAUAGUUGGUCUGAAGCAGGAAGAUUGUGUGGACCACUUUUAUUGACUGCAUUACAUGUAACACCAAUUGAUCUUACUGCAGUAUGGACUAUGCAUUUGAAGGAUAGUCUUAAGAAUGAAAUACACGUGUGGUAUAGAGAAGGAUCAUAUAGAUGUAGCCAGGCUGGUCAUGUACUUCAAGAUUAUGCUCGAGAUAAUACUAAGAAAUUGUUAGAUAAAAUCGAUAAAUUUUGUACAAGUUCUUGGCGAGAUCGAGUAUAUCAAAGAAUCUUUAUUGGACGAUUGUAUCAAGAUGGUAAAACAACAUCAUAUUUUGUAAAUUGUUCAAUUUCAAAUCCGCCAUUACGUUUAUGCUCGUUUAGCGAGCUAAAACGAUUUGAUGAAAUAUCCGAAGAAGUGUGGCCAGAUUCACUACAUCACCAAGUUUGGCUUGGUCUAAGGGCUCGACCUUAUGGUUCGCAAAAUAAAGAUAAUGGGCCUUAUCCAAAUCAAACAUCACAUGUGUUUUGUGAAUUGCAGUUUUCUGUUUAUAAUUUACAUCAAGCAGCGCCUGAUAGUUUAAGUCGUGUUGAUAUUGAUGCAUUUUUAAAUUGUGCUAUCUACACUUCUUCAACAAUUGAAGAACAACAACUGAGUGGACUUUUAAAUCCUGAAAAAUUACCUACAUUGCCAGCAGAUCUUACUAAUACGCUUUGUACUUGUGCUCAAGAACAAUGGUGGUCCUAUGCCUAUAAAGUAUAUUCCAUGGAUAAACAAAAACCACUCGAUGAAGACCUUGGUGAAUUAAGAUUAGAACUACAAAGAGGUUUAGAAGUAGUUCGUUGUCUUGGAAAUCAUGGGUUGCAUCCUGUUCUGUUAGUUCAUUUAGCACGAAUAUUUCAUUAUAGAGCAGAGACAUUAAAAGAAAUAGAUCAAGAAAAUAGUGACAUACCAAACUUAGAAGCACGGUCUGAGAUGUACUGGUCAGCUGCGAUUCCACUUCUCGAAAGGCUACAAAAUAAUCAAGUUAUUCGUAUAACUAAUUCCAAAUUCUUCAACUAUCAAGGAAAAGAUAUGAAUAAUGCAGAAUUGAUUAAAGCUUUAGAAGAGGGUAAAUUGCUCUUGGCUCAACGAUUCGUACGUGGUAAACAAUAUGAAAAAGCAAUAUACGCGUUACAAGCAUUAAAAUGUCCAGAAGCUUCAUUUCAACAAGGUCAAAUGUAUGAAAAGCUUGCAGAUGAAAUUGUCAGUUUUAUACCUAAAGAAAGUUUAACAUCUGAAAUAAGAUCGCAACAUAUAAUCAUGCUUUCAAAAGCAAGAGAGUGUUUUUAUUUAACACUAGAUCGUUUACGUAGUCCAGGAACAAAUCCAAAUCACCCUUUGAACUCAGAACUUUCUACAUACAUCACUGACAUCGAAAAUAAAUUGAAAAGGAUCGAUCCAGAUCUUUCACGAGAUGAUUUAAGUAGAAAUGAGUGCGAUGGAAUGUCAAAUGAAAGUUAUUCCUCUGCCCAUAGUGGUGUGGAUCAAGCAGUUACAAAAAUAGCGUUACCAACAUUAACAGGAUUAAACGCUUCAAUUAACAUUCUUAAUACGCCGCAGAAAAAUGUUCAACGUACACCAAAACAAUCUAGCACUCCUUACAGACCACAGCACCAAGAUAUAUUGGAUUUAUCACGAAAUCGUUCUGAAGCACGUCCAAGUCCAGAACGUCUCGAUGCUCAAAUACGUUCAAUAAAUCAAAUGAUUCAAACAAAGGAUGGUAUGAUACAAUCGAUAACAGAGCAAAAUAAAACUAUUCUGGAGUUAAACAAGACAGUAAUGGAAAAAGUUGAGAAACUAGCAAAAGAAGUAGCAGAGUUGCGUAAAGAAAUUCAAAAACAACGUACUCAAACAGUUAAUAUUAAUCCCAAUCUAGAAGAAGAUUUAUGCAUUUUAAGUGAAGAUGAUUAUAAUGACUUAAAUUAUAAUGCAAAUCAAUCAGGCCCCGCGUCUUCGAUAUCAGGGAAUGUGUUUCAAUCUUCUCAUAGACAUCCAUAUUCUCAAUUGGUUUAUCCUUCAGCUACUUUUCAAGGAUAUUAUCCAACAGGAAUGUCAUUCAGUGAUCCAAAUGCGCAAGCUAUUCCUUCUUUGUAUCCUCCAAAUGUUUAUCCGAUGCCAGUAGUAUAUCCUAAUACAAGAUCCAAAAUGCCUGAAAAUAUUCUUCAACAAGGUUUAUUUAUGCCACCAACAAAUCAAUCACUGCAAAUUCCACUGCAAAAAGUAGAAACAUCAAAGCCAGAGACAACCAUAAAAGAUGCUCCUUUGAAUAAAGUACCACCGGUUAAUGUCGCUAUUACUACUUCUGAUACACUUCCAACUACAGUACCAAUUGUUCAACCAACACUUAGUGUAACAAUUCCUCCACAUUUUAGACAAGGAAGUUUUUUUACACCAAUUACCACAGAACAAUCUGUUCCUCAUUGUUAUCAAAUUUCCAUGCCUUCUCAAGCUAUUAUACCAACAACAGUAAACUUACCACCUUUAUCAAAUACUCUUAAAACUACUUCACCUAAUCUUUCUGUAUCAGAAACACCAAAGCAAGAUGCUACUACCUGCUCAACUGAAUCUCCAAAUAGUUCAGAUCAUGAACAAGAUCCAAUGCCAGAUUUUGUUCCUGUUAUACCAUUACCUGCAGAAGUUGAAGUUACUACUGGAGAAGAGGGUCAAGAGACACUAUUUUGUGGAGGAGCUACACUUUACCGUUAUGUAAAUAAUGAAUGGAAAGAACGUGGUACAGGCAAUGUUAAACUACUCAAGGACGAAGAAGGAAAAGUUCGUUUACUUAUGCGCAGGAAACAAGUAUUAAAAGUAUGUGCAAAUCAUUAUCUCACACCAGAUAUGGAGUUAACUGCUAAAUCAAAUAGUGAAAAGGCAUGGUUAUGGGGUGCAUGUGAUUAUGCUGAUGGAGAAUUAAAAUUAGAGAAGUUUUGUAUUAAAUUCAAAACUGUUGAAGAAAGCAUUUCCUUUAAAGAGCAUUUUGAUAAAGCCAAAGCAAGUCUUACUUCUGAAAAAGUAGUUGAAAGUACUGAUAAAGUAUCAUCUAACAUUAGUGCUACAUUAAGUAGUACUAAAAAAUUAGAAAAAACAAAAUUAGAGCCAAAAACUGUAGAACAAGCACCACUUAUUUUUGGACAAACGGUUCAAAAACAGUCUACUGAAAUGACAAUAGCAGAAACUGUUACACCAGAAAAGUCAAAAAUCAAUACAGCAACAACAGUUAUUGGUGGAUUUUCGUUUACAUCACCACCAAUUAUUCAGCAAGUAACUACUACUAAACCUUUAAAAGUUCCUGUUAAGUCAGAAGUUAGUCCAUUUGCUGGUUUUACAUUUAAUAAGAUUGCAACAAGUAUUGAAAGUUUUCCAACUAUGACACAAAAAAGUGCAACCACUGGAACAACAACUACAUCACAAUUUACUUUUUCAUUUACGAAAACAACUACACCUUUACAAUCGGGACCUACAACAGUUCCAACUGUUAGUAUUCAUAGCACGCCAAUUUCGUCUUCACAGCCAAUUAGUACUGCUGUUACCAGCGAAAAUAUUUCCCCGAAUACUCCACAAUUUUCAUUUAGAAGACGCCACGCCCCUGCACCAAAUGCUCUUGCUACAGCAUCUAAUAUUGUAGGUGUUCAAGGUACUGGUAAAUUUGCUAUGCAAACUAAAUAUGAAGAAAUACUGUUUAGUGAAAAAGUCAGUCUUUUAUAUUCUAAUAACAAUAUGAAACAAUGGGAACACAGAGGUACUGGGCAGAUGCAGAUUUUAUGGAGUUCGAAGAAGAAUAAAAUUCUUUUAUUAAUGAUAGAUGAAAGCAGUUCAAAAAUCUGCUAUAGUUAUAAUGUUCUUGCUAAAUCCCAAUUUACACUCAAAAGUGAUAACCAUCCAGUUGUUACUUGGAAUUUACAAAAUGGAACAGAUAAUGAAAUAGAAACAUUUGCAGCAACAUUUAAAACAUACAGUCAAGCAUCUCAAUUCCAUGAUAUUAUUACCAGUAAUCAGCAGAAGAUGGUAAAAGAUUGUAUUAUUGCUGAAAAUUUAAAAAAACCAGAAGCUAUUCCAAAUGUACAAUCAAAUAAAUCACAAGAGUCUUUAUCUGAAAUGUUUAAACCACCAGUAGAUUCAUGGGAAUGUAGUGCUUGUUAUAUAAGAAAUGAAGCACCAACUGCAAAAUGUAUAGCUUGUGAAACACCACGUGGUCCUGUAUCUAGUAAAUCAAGUACUUCAAAUACAAUUACUUCCAAUCAAGUACCUCUUUCACAAAUGUUUAAACCACCUGCUGGUUCAUGGGAAUGCAAUGCUUGCUACACAAGAAAUGAUGCAUCAAAUACAAAAUGUAUAGCUUGUGAGACACCAUGUUCUUCUGUAUUUGAUAAAUCGAGUACUUCAAGUACAACCACUUGGAAUCAAGUACCUUUUUCACAAGUAUUUAAACCACCUGCAGCUUCAUGGGAAUGUAAAUGUUGUAAUAUACUUAAUGCAGCUGAAAAUAACUACUGUGUCACUUGUGAUACCCCAAAAGAUCCUUCCCUUCCACCUAAACCAAAAACUGAUGGUUUUCAGAUAAGCACAAGUUCUUCUGGAGUUACACCCACAUUUACUUUUGAUAUUCCACAAAAUACUACUAAAAAAGAAACAAGUGGCUUUUUAUUUCAUUUAGGUAGUUCUAAUGAUGUUUCUACAGAUAGUAAAUCUGUAUCUCCAUUAGCUACAAAAUCUGACACAAAAUCUGAUACGUCAGGUGCAAAAUUUGUUUUUGGAAUGCAACAAAGACCGGGCACACCAACAAACAAAGAUUCCAAAUUUGAUUUUGGAACACCAGGAAAAUCUUUUGAAUUCAAUUUUGUUUCUAAGUCAUCUCCUACAAAGUCUGGUGGUGAAGAAAAUAGUGAGGAGGAGGUAGUAGAAAGUGAUGAUAUACAUUUUUCACCAAUAAUUCCAUUGCCAGAUAAAAUUGAAGUUAAAACAGGUGAAGAGGAUGAAGAAGUUUUGUAUAGUCACAGAGCCAAGUUGUUUAGGUUCGAUAAAUCGGUAAAUGAAUGGAAAGAACGUGGUUUAGGAGACAUUAAAUUAUUACGACACAAAAAUACAAACAAACUGAGACUAGUAAUGAGACGAGAACAAAUAUUAAAACUGUGUCUAAACCAUUUCGUGCUUCCGAAUUUGGAAUUAAAGCCAAAAGACGAAAAGUCAUGGAUAUGGAAUGCUGCUGAUUAUAGUGAAGGAGAAAUCGAGUACACUCUUUUCGCUUGUCGUUUUAAAACGUCUGAUAUCGCAAAUAAUUUCAAAGAUACAAUUGAAAAAUGGAAGAAGAAGCUUUCACUCUCUGAUAAAACAACUGAAAUCAAAGUAGAAGAAUCUACCGAAACUUCCACAGCGCAAGACAUCGAAGUUCUGUAUGAAAUGAAAGUAACAGCUGAAGAAAAGCAAGCUGCAUUGAAAUUACAGCUUCCAGAAAACUUUUAUGCAUAUAAGCAAAAACCAGAUUGUCCUGGAUGUAGAGGUUGUAAAGAAUCUGAUGCAUCGUUAUUUCCAGAUAGAGAUUCUAUAACAGCAGCAUCAAAAAUAUCUACAGAGGAUCAAAAGCUUCCAACAACAUCCGCUAUACAGUUUCUGCCAAAAUCUAUUAAUUUAAGCACCGCGUCUAAUGAAGUCUCAGUUGUUCAAACACCUAUUUCAAGUACUGGAAUAACAUCUUCUUCUAUUUUUAAACCUGGACUGUAUGGUACAGGCACACCACAAUUUACAACAUGUUCACUCCCUACAAUAAGUGGAUCAAUUAUAUCAUUUGGAAAUACUGAUUCUACUAUAUCGAAUGAUAAGAAAACUGGUUUUUCAUUUGUAAUGUCACCAUCUUCAUCCAGUUCAAACGAGAUACAGAAAUCUAUAACUGAUAAACAAAAUAUUUUAACAUCUGAAAAUUUAAAAAUUUGUAGUCCUAUUACUUCUCAAGCACAAGUAACAUCAACUACCGCUUUUUCAUUUAUAACACCAACAUCUAAAACAGUUACAACAUCUAUAUUUGGAAUGGCUAAGUUAGAUAAUACAGGAAAAAAUAUUUUCGGCGGAAUAUCGAAAAAAGAUUCUUCUGGAUUACUUAAACCUAGUUCUAUCAAUGUUAGUACAAAUAAUACUGAAUCAAUAUUUUCAAAUAAUCUCAACAUACAGUCAAAAAUAACUACAAAUACUACAACAAGCUUGUUUGGGGCAUCUACCAAAUCUACUAAUUCAGUAUUUACUAGUGCAUCGCCAUUUUCGACGAAUUUGGUUUUUGGUCCACGAACAACUGCAUCAGUUUUUACAAUUUCAAGCCCUGUAACAACUAAUGCUUUUGAAACAAUAACACAAACAACAAGUGAAGCUCAAAAAGAGAGUGAUAUUAGUUUCUUGCCAACAGCAAAUGUAUCAUUUUCAACUUUAGCAGCUAAAAGUUCUCAGCCAACAUUUAAAAUAGAUCCAAAUUUUGCUUUUGACGGUGCUGGAUCAGCUGUAUUUGGUCAAAAAACACAUGGAAUUGCUGAUAUAUCUGAGCAUAAAACAGAAACUACGGUAAAAAAGAAUGUUGAGAAUGAAGAAGAAGAAUGCGAACAAACUGAAAAUGAUGAUUAUGAUCCUCAUUUCGAACCUAUUAUACCUCUACCUGAUAUCGUGGAAGUGCAUACUGGAGAAGAAGAGGAAGAAAAAGUAUUUUGUGAACGAGCUAAAUUAUACAGAUACGAUAGUACAACGCGUGAAUGGAAAGAAAGAGGUGUUGGAAAUAUGAAAAUUUUACAUCAUGCAAAAUAUGGCCGUUACAGAUUAUUAAUGCGCCGAGAACAAGUUCACAAAGUAGUAUGCAACUUCUUAAUUACUCCAGACAUUGCAUUUAAUAGACUUUCUACGUCGCAUCGUGCUUGGAUAUGGGCAGGCAUGAAUUAUGCUGAAGAGCAACCACAUGUAGAAAGCUUAUCAGUCAAAUUUAAAACUGAAGAACUGGCAACAAAUUUUAAGGAUGCAAUUGACAAAAUUCAACAAACACUAAAUGAAACCCGAGAACAAAAUUCAGAAGAUAGUCCAGUAAUAGAAGAACCAGAAGAUGAGGAAAAUGAAGAAGUAGAUGAAGAAGAAUGUGAAGAAAAAGAGGAAGAUGAUAAUGAUGAUGAUGAUCAAAAUUCUAUUAUUUUUGAAAAGAGAGCUACUUUAUUUACAAGGGCAAGUAAUGAGAACCAAUGGGAACCUGUAGCAUCAGGAAAUUUAAUUAUUUACUCUGAUCCUAAUAUUUUUGAUCAAAAAAUAAUAUUAAAAGCAGAUGAAACUAAUAAAAUUGUGAGCAACACGAUUAUUAGUACAAAACCUAAAAUAGAGCUUAAUGGAGAAAAAUGUAUUUGGACAGCCAUUGAUUAUGCUCUGACACCACCAACAAAACGCACCUUGUGUGCUCGUUUUUCAUCAGUUUACAUUGCACAGGAAAUGUACAAACAUUUUGAAGAAGUAAGUAAAAAUAUAUAUAAUAUGUAA